This is a messenger RNA of Haliotis rufescens (red abalone), 4779 nucleotides long. Its product is annotated as RAB7A-interacting MON1-CCZ1 complex subunit 1-like. Lineage: Eukaryota; Metazoa; Mollusca; Gastropoda; Lepetellida; Haliotidae. Gene Ontology annotation, biological process: mitophagy. The transcript is spliced from 7 exons. The record is from RefSeq and is a predicted model, not a curated record. Bases 3 to 848 code for a protein of 281 amino acids.
CUAUGGCGGCUCCCGUAGAAGAGACGUUCCAUAUACGCUCGCUUUUGGAUGCUGCUAAUAACUUAAAUAGCAUAUUACUGAAGAGCCCAACGCCACAGUCGGCUGAGGGAAAGGGUAGCCUUGACACAUGUCGUCACCGCUGUGAUGUUCUGCUGACGAAGUGUACGGAGACAACAGCCGUUACUGCCGAUACUACAAAAGACUGCCUCCAGGAAUAUGCACAGAUCCUGCUGGACUUCACAUUCAUCCAUGAGAAUGAGCUGGUGGACGAGAACUUCCCGGAGACAAGCACCAGCUCCAGGAUAGCCAAGAUCUUGGGAUACUUUGACAGUUUGCUGGAUCUGGCCAAGGAGGUGUUUCCUAACAUCCAGCCAAUGGAGAGCCUGGGUGUUGAGCUGAUGGAGUGUGUGUUGUGGCGGAAGGGGGCGCUGUUCUACAUGUACUGUCACCAGACGUGGCCUGACACGGACAGGCUCUGUCGCAACAAGACCAACUUCCAGCAGAAUCUACGCGAUGGCGUGACGUACCUGCAGGAGAUGCUAGCGGUCAGACGACCACUCCCAGCUGACCAGUGUUCAGGAAGAGAUGAGGAUGACACCUUCACUCUCAUGAAGUCGGGAAUCUACUCCGACACCCACCUUCUAGCGCUGAUGUAUGCGGGGGAGAUGUGUUACUGGUUUGUCAAGGGACAGAAGGAAGAGGGGUUUGAGAGCAUGGCCGACUUCCAGGCGAAGGACACCGGCACCCGGCUCCUCAAGUCCUACAUCGAGGCAAUAAAGGGGCCACUACAAGGCGCGGGCUGGAACACAGACAGAGCCCAACAGAUUCUCCGAUACUUUGACGACUAAACAUUGCUAGUCCUUGACAGAGACAUUGAGAGUUGUGGAUUAUCCUAGAGAAUCUGCUUUACAUGUUUUUUUCUGUUAUGACAAAGAACUGUUAUAUUGCUGAUCAGGGCAUGCAAUCUUUAUCCCUGUGAUUCAUACUAUUCUGAUGACAGCAGUACAAUACAGUACUAUAUUACAGUACUGGAAUUUGAUCUGGUACAGGGUACCAUGUCAUUAUCAUACUGCUACCUUGGAUAGGAGAUCGGAUGACCAAUAUGGCUGACGACUUUGGAUUUUACUUGUUCUUGAAGACCAACUCUCCGCGGCAGUGUGGCAUCAUUCCCUACAGGGUGUGAAGCCCUUUGCUGGCAUCCUCUGCCGUGAUAUUGAUGGAAUAUUGCUGAACGCAAUGUAAAACUCACUCCUUAAAACUCGCUCACACCUUCCCAGACAGCUUGCAGCGAUGCUCACAAUAUCAGCCUCUAGUUUUACCUUCACAGCUCAAUGCCGUGUUUAACAAUCUUAACAUUGAGCUGUGGGUAGCCCUAACACUAACACAGAUUAUUUAGAUAUGAAAAUGGUAUUCAUAUGCCCCCAUAGUUCAAAUCAUAGUAGCGUAUUAAUAUAAGACUCUACGAUCCUGUACGCAUCUCACUGGCACACAAUAUCCUAAUGCAGUUGUAUUUGUUGAAUCUGUCCAGCUCAUGUGUACCCUCUAUACUGUUUUAAGCUAAGACAGACCAAAUAUGACAUAUAUUACUCAAAAGAAGUGAAGGAACGCUUGAAUCUUUCAUAUGACUAUAGUUAAUUUGUCAAAAUUUUGUUCCUUAACUUCUUUUGAGUAGUAUAUAAUGUCAUUGCUAUAGUUGUGUUGAACUGUGUAUUUCAUUAUCAACACAUUUUCCAGAAUUUAUGGGUUUAGGUCCUAACAUGCUUGAUUUUUCCUUGGAAUGUUUGUUUGGGCACAUGGGUACACAAUUCGUCCAAAGCUUCGUCCAUUCUUGCCAUAACCCCUUCUCAGGAGACAAAGUCUUUUAGAAUGAUUCACUGAUUUGUCUCUAACCACAGCAUCUUCUCAUUGAAACUCCCGAGCGACCCAGACAUCUAAGACGCCGCUAUUUACUUUGCAUAGUUCCAUCCCUUGAAACCAGAAACCUAUAAUCGUGGUUUCGAAUGCCGUUUCUCCCUGAUUAUGUUUCUAGGUUAGUCAGCAUCAGAACGUGCUCGUGGGUUUCACCAAAGUGGUCAACAUCUGAAACCUGCAUCACAUUAACCCGAUGUGCCAUGAUAUAACUGGCAUACUGUUCAAAGUGGCAUUAAUAAACCCAACUCACUCACUCACUCACUCAUUAAAAAUCAUAUCUAGGCUUAUUUUUGGAAGAGGGACAAAAAAUACACUAUUUUUUAUUUAUUAAAUUAUUUCACUUUUCAAAUGUUUAGAGUUGAUUCGUAUACCAAGUUUUAAAUAAAUCUGGUCCUACACUAAUUACACAGUGUCCGUGCUACAACUAGACCGACCAACCAUCACAGACAGCAACCAUGGAGCACACAGCCUCUGAAAGACCCUGUAACUGCAUGGUCUUGACAGAACCUUUCUUCACUUAUCAACAUCUGAUUUUCUGAAUACCAUGGCGUCCAAACUAGGGUCUCUCAUCCAGUGCACAUUGUCCUAAGUAGCGACUAAUGAGAUCGGGUGGUCAGGCUCUCUGAUUUUGUUGAUGCAUGUCAUCGUAUCCCAAUGGUGUAGAUCAAUGCUCAUGAUAUUCAUCACUGAAUUGUCUGGUCCAGACUCGUUUAUUACAGACCGCCAACAUAUAGCUGGAAUAUUGCUGAGUGCGGCGUUAAACAACAAACAAACAAAACAUCCAGUACACUAAUAUUCAAACAGGAACAUGAAGGUCAUUCUGAAAGAUUUGGGCUCCUGACAUCCACUUUCUGUAUGUUUUGUGAUUCUGUGUAGUCCAGUGUAUUCCUGUGUUUAGUGUAGUCCUCAUACUCAGCACAUAGAGGUAGACUUGUUCAAGACUUCAUUCACACAUUCCUCGAUGUUUCAUUGUAGUUUUUUCUGAUGUAGUUAUUGUGAGAUCUAUGUAUCAUUUAUUGCGAGAUCUACCCUUCUUGUUUAUUGCGAUCUGUUUACCUUGAACCCCUUCCCAGUGAAAUCAUAUGGAAUUACAAAUCCUGGGCAUGGAUCUUUGUCUAUACAUACAUUCCAAACAGUGAUCCUCCAGAAGGUGUCUCUCUGGAUAAAUGGGGUUUCAUUACAUCUUCUUUAUUGAGAUCUAUGUAUCUUGUUUGCUGUGAGAGUUCAUGGACUGGAUGGAACAGCCCGAUUGUGGAGUGUAUCGGUUUGGUGGUUAUUGUUGGGAAACCUGCAACGUCGUAUUUCGGAGUCCCUUGUCCCAGGGUCUGUGUAGUGCGCCCCUCGUCACCUUGUGUAUGAUCCAUGGUCUGUCACCACCCUACCUGUGUUUUAGCACUGCAUCCCUUAAGUCUCUCCUCCAAGGUGAUGCCAUGAUAUAACUGAAAUACUGUUGAAAGAGGCAUUGAACACCAUCUCUGAAUUUUGCUUUACUAGUUUAGUAGAACAUGUUUUACGAACUGUCUUCAUAUUGUGUAGUCAAGUAAAGUAAAGUAUACACUAUGUAAAGCAUUGCUUGUGUACAGCCAACCUAGCUGUCAGUGAUAGACACACAUAGGUGAGAUGCAAGCCCUUUGUCCUCCAUGUCAAUACUUCAGGCUGUGUUCCUCCAUCGCCGGGGGAUACAUACGGUUGUUAUGCAAUGUAGUUGUGACAUGUCAGCUUAUGAAUGAGGCUGUGUGUAAGUGAAGUCAAAUGAGCUCCACUCUGUGUCUGAACAUAACGUGAACCCAGCCGUUUCCUGACUUUGAAGCAAUGUGGAGAGCCGAUACCACAUUUCUAUUGAACGUUCCAUGAGAAUAUUGUCAAGCGAGAAACAUUGCCGUUUGUGUGAUAUAACCAGAGUGUUCAUUGAGAAGUUCCAUCUUGCUGGCAUCUUCCCGAAGCAAGGGAGUUAACUGACUAUGAAAGUCCAGUUUCCACCCUUGCCGAACUAGGCUCGUAUUAUGGAGUUAUAUUUUGGCUGGACUAACGAGUCAAUGCAUAGUCCAAUCAAAAAGGCAUAACGAAAACGACAUCCGGUUCAUAUAUGCUGCCGUGCAGAAAUCAGUUGACUGCAGGAUUUGCAAAGCAUGUGUACCGCCAAUUCGGCAUCAACAGAUUCAUUCCAGAUCUUUUUAUGUUUUUAAUCAAGGUGCUCACAUGAUUUGAUGCAUUUUGCGAAGUAAGACUCGUAAGACUAUAUAGAUUUUGAUUAUCGGUCAUUUUGUUUGAAGCAAAUGCAAGUGAUAUGAGAGUUGGAAUCUGAUUGAUCAGUAGGAGGGUCAUAGAAGGGAUAUGACUACAAUCGAGCCCAGAAAUUCCAGCCUAAUUCGGCAAUGGUGGAAACUGGACUUUCAGUCAGUUAUCUCCCUUGCCUCAGGACGAUGUCUUGCUGGAAGCAGGUCGUUGUUUGUUUCAUUGAUAAAAACAGCAACUACAUCGCAUAUCGGUCCAACGCCCGGGAGAUGAGGAACCUAGAGUUUACUGUAAAGAACUGGUGACGCUUUAUCCUGUUCAUUGAUAGUAUCACUUUCCCGUACUUUCUUGUAUACAUGCUGUCUGGCUGAGGUGACAUUAUGCACAAGGAGCCAAUGUUUAGAGAGGAUUUUGCAUAAUUGUUGUUUCACCUGUAAGUUUUGCUUCCGAAUGUUGUUUUAUUCUAUUGGGAAAUGCAAGAUUGCCAGCUGAAGGCCCGUACCGAUCAGUACUGUCUUUGUGUGAGAGUAUCAAGUACGAGCGACAACUGCUGUGAGCUUGUGUGUAGUGGUGUGCUCUAGAUAAGCCUGUUGUGGCGUAUUCACUAUUUUCAAAUAAAGAUUCAUUGCCAGC